Messenger RNA from Monopterus albus (swamp eel), 2127 nucleotides. It is a transcript of the gene nudt12, whose product is annotated as nudix (nucleoside diphosphate linked moiety X)-type motif 12. NCBI's taxonomy places the organism in Eukaryota, Metazoa, Chordata, Actinopteri, Synbranchiformes, Synbranchidae. Gene Ontology annotation, molecular function: NADH pyrophosphatase activity; protein binding; metal ion binding. Gene Ontology annotation, cellular component: peroxisome; cytosol. Gene Ontology annotation, biological process: NADP+ catabolic process; NAD+ catabolic process. The record is from RefSeq and is a predicted model, not a curated record.
AUUUAAUUUUAAAAGAUACAACAAAUGUAACCGAACUGUGAAGGACGGGUGUCGGUGACCUUCUCAAAUAAAACAUGCGCAUUGUGUUUCCUAACCUGUUGGUGGUUUUGUCACGUGGAAAAGACAGUUGGGUACUGUGUUAGUUAGUGUGAGAAAUACGACAGAGUCUGCGGUACGUGAAGGCAGCACUAGCCAGCGACACCUGAACGCACCUCGCGGGCUUUUCCGCUUCUCCCCAGCAGCAGGCGAACCGCUUCCGGUCGGAGGGGGCACAGCUCCGAGGUGAAGGGAAGCCAGAAUGGCGAGCUUCCAGCUCAGUGCGCAGGAGGACAUGGUGGAGAAGUUUCUGGAUGCUGCAGCCAGAGGAGAUCUAACCCAGGUGUCCACACUGCUGACCCUUGUACCCGCGCUCAUCAACCAGACGGGAUACAGCGGCUGGACGGCGUUGAUGCUCGCCGCUCGCAAUGGGCACUACAGCGUGGUGGAGGAGCUGCUGGCACAUGGCUGUGACAAGUUCUCAGUGAACAGUUCGUCACAGACCGCCUACGACAUCGCCAAGUUCUGGGGCCACCAACACGUCUCCAACCUGCUGGGCCGAACUGACGACGGCUGCCUGCGAGUCCUACCAGGCUCUGACCCCACACAGCAGGAAAACUACUUCAGCAGGGAGACACUGGACCGGCUGAGCGGGAAGAGGACUGACCAGGCCUGGUUGGAGGCCAAACAGAGCGACCCACAUACUGUCUACCUCCUGUUCUCCAACCUCAGUCCUAUGGUCAGCAGCUCCCAGGUCGAGGCCAAGCUGUGUCGGUUCAGAUAUGAGGCAGUUAAAGACCUCAUUCAGAAGCCAGCGACUGUCCUCAUCUUCCUAGGAGUGGAAAAACGGAAAAAGCCCUCUUCUUCCUCUUCACCCUCCCGGUCCUCUCAGAGACAGGAGGGCACCUGGGAGCCUCCUGCUUGGUUUGCCAUUGGCUCAGUUGAAGACUCAGCUGAACUUCUUAAACGCUGCAGCGAGAACUGCUCCUUCCCAAAGAUGCCCAACAGGGACCUGCUGACGCUCAGCGAAGAGGAGGCCGGUGUGGUGGCUCAGGCUCGGUCCCCCAGCCGCUACAGCGUCUGCCCGACAUGCGGCGGCAGCACCAAGCUGGAGGAGGGAGGAUACAAGAGGAGCUGCCUGAACUCGGACUGCAAGAGCCUGCAGGGGGUGCACAACACCUGCUACCCACGAGUGGACCCAGUGGUCAUAAUGCUGGUGAUCCACCCUGAUGGAAACCAGUGUUUACUGGGAAGGAAGAAGAUCUUUCCAGUUGGGAUGUUCUCCUGUCUGGCUGGAUUCAUAGAGCCUGGGGAGGCCAUCGAGGAGGCGGUGAGGAGGGAGGUGGAGGAGGAGAGCGGGGUCAAGGUCGGACCGGUCCAGUACAUCUCCUGCCAGCCCUGGCCAAUGCCCUCCAACCUCAUGAUCGGCUGCCUCGCUGUCGCCGUGUCGACUGACAUCAGGGUGGACAAGAACGAGAUCGAGGAGGCUCGGUGGUUCCCACGGCAACAAGUGAUUGACUCCGUGUUCAGAGCAGUCCGUCCAGCCUUCAGCCUCCCUCCCAGACAGACCAUCGCCCACCAGCUGAUCAGACACUGGAUCGGAACGAGCUCCAACCUUUAGCGCCUCCAAAUAUUUGUUUCAUACUCUACACAAGCUACGUGGACACAGCUGUAAACAUAGCCUUUACCAUGCAGAUGCAAUUACACCACACAUCCAACGGGGGGAAGCAAAGGUCAGACCCAGGGUCCUCUUCAGAUCAUGGUUUUUGUUCAGUAGAAACAAAAGAGGAGCGCAUCAUUUUGUAACUGUUAAAUUGAUGAUGGUAAAAGGAAAAGAGGACAAAAAUGCUCCUCACUGCCCGCCUUUGUCAUUUUGGGGUUUACUGGCAUUUAUUCUUCUGUAAACAAAGACUUAUGAGUAGCGUGACAGUGCAGUAUUUGAUUUAUUGGAAACAAGUUAAAUAACACUAGUGCUUGCAUUGAGUUACAGAACUGUGGAUGACAGGAUGACACAAGUACAUGUCAAACCCUCUUUGCACAAUUUCCAUUUUCACAUUAUACAUGGCUCAUUUUAAUAUUAAAGCAAAACAC